GCUGGGUUCAUUUCCAUGGAAUGGGCUGGGGAUGAGUGCUGGAUUCCAAGAAUAAGCAGAAGCAGCUCCUGCACUUCCCUGUCUCUGCUGGAAAUGCUCCAAAUGACACAUUUGAUUUAACAGUCAUGUGGGGAGCAACGUGAAAUGAGUUUGUGGGGCUCAGUUCCAUUUCUCCAGGAGCUCUGGCUCCUGAUUUCCCUGUCCCAAGCCCUGCUGGAGGUGAGGGACCAAAGGGGCCUGAACCAGCCCUCAUUCCCAGGCCAGUCACAUCCCACAGGCUCCUCCUGCCAGGGCUGCAGCAGGGAGGCUGAUGGAAACGUUUUGAGAUUUUCAGAGCUGACCUGACAGAAAGAAAAAGAAAAUGGUUCUGGAAAUGGUUCAUUCAGCCCAACAUUCCCCCAGCAAUUUGCUCUUCGUGCAGUUGCACUGGGUCAAGCUGUGGAAGAGUAAUAGCAAAAAACAGUGGAGUGGAAGAGAGGCAUUUUUGGGAAGAUUCUUGAAGAAAAUCCAGAUUUGUUCUCCCUGGAAUGAGAAGGAGCAAAAGCUGCAAUCAGUCACCCGACAGAGAAUUUCUGGUCACUGUGAGGGACCAUUUUCUCAACCACCAGCUCGAGGAAAGGCUCAUUUAGGAAUGGCCAGGCCUGCAGGUUUAGCACCACACCAGUUUCACAGCCAGGCUCUGUUUGUUCUUUCAUGGAAGAUCUCCAAGCAAAUAAAUAAAAAUGAAACCCCAGCAGGCCACCCCCAUCAGUGUGCUGGUAUUCUGGGGGGUCUGUGCUGCAUUCCUGAGCCCCUCCAGCAAUCCCCAGCAGGGAUUCUGCGCCCUUUGUGCCAGGGACAGAACAAGGUGGGUGCUGGGCUUGUUUAAAGCUUCUCCCAGAGCAGUGUCCCUGCCCUGCUCUGUGUGUGGCUGGAUUUCAGACAGGGCUGCUCCAUGCACAGGCUCUUCUUUCUCCUGAAACCCCAGGGGAUGAUGUCCUUGUCCUCCUUCACCCUCAGGGUGCUGCCAGAGCUACAGCAGAGCUCCCUUCCAGCUUUCCAGAAAUUCCCCCCGUGCACAGCUCCUGUCAAUAUUUUAUCAGGAUUUGUCACCAUCGUGCUUGGAGUGCCAGCACAAGGGGAUGGCUCCCCACCACCACAGGGAUUUUGGGGAGGAAUUUUUCCCUGUGAGGGUGGCCAGGCCCUGGAUCCCUGGCAGUGCCCAAGGCCAGGUUGGAAUUGGAGCAGCCUGGGAUGGUGGAAGGUGUCCCUGCCAUGGCAGGGCUGGAGCUGGAUGAGCUUUAAGGUCCCUCUAACCCAAACCAUUCCGUGAUUCCAUGAAAUCCUGCUCCAGUGGGAGCUGCCACCCAGCCUGUGGCUUCAGGCCACCACGUGCUGCUCCCUCCCAGGCUGCCCGAGCUGUGGCUGGCACUGGCCACAGUGCUGAUGCCUGAAUUUCCAGCCCACCAGAGCAAUGCCUGUCCCUGCAGGAUUGCUCAAUGUGCAGGAUGAAAAAGAUGCCAAGUUCCUGUGCUCCUUCCUUCCGGGCCAGCCAGGAGGGGGAGAGGAGCUGCCCAUGGGCUGAGCCAGCUCGCUCCUCUCCAGCUCCUCUCCUCUUCCUCCUCCUCUCAGCCCCAUGGAGAAGCUCCUGCACCUCACCUUGCUCUUCCUGUCAGCGCCCUGUGCUGCCGAGAACGUCACCGUGGUGGCCGCCAUGGAGGGCGACACCAUUUCUGUCAACUGCUCCUACGACCCGCGGCACUGGUGGCGGGAGAAGAGCUGGUGCAGGCAGCGGCAGGGCCGCUGCCGGCCCGUGGCGAGCGCGCCGCCCGCCUGGCUGCCCUGGCCCGGGGCCAGCAGGGGCAGCACCUCCAUCCGCGACGACGCCCGCGCCGGGCUCCUGACCGUCACCAUCCGGCACCUGCGCAAGGAGGACGCGGGGCUCUACCGCUGCCAGACCGAUUUCCUGGGCCGGACACGGAGCCUGAGGAAGGUGCAGGUGGAGGUGCUGGAAGCAGCUGACCUGGGGACCCACGUGCCAGAGGAGCCCAGAGCUGUGCAGAGCAUCUCCAGGUCCCCUCCUGAUGUGGAUUUCACUGUGUUCUACAUCCUGGCUGGAUUCCUGGUGGCCAAGUUCAUGGUGGCUGUGCUGGUCGGCGCUGUUGCCCACAGCAGGAAGAGCAGGGAGAGAGGGCAGAAGCCAGGCCUGGGUGAGCAGCAGGGGCUCCCACUCCCUGCUGACCUUGGACACGAUGGGAUUGGGCUUUCCUGGGAGAGCUCUGCGUGAGCCAAGCCAAAGGGAAUCCAUGGAAAAGAAAAUCAGGGGUUUGCCAUAAGAAAAGGAAAUCACUACUAAGCACAGGUCUGGAAGAACCUGUCCCUCUGGAGAGGUUCCCAUCUUCUUCAUCACCUCUUCCCCUUGGUGUCUCAUCCCCAGGCAGUUAUUCCAGACAUCAUUCCCAGCACCAUUCCCUCACGGUCUGAACUGACACCCAUCAACUUCCUGUCCCCUCAGGUGACAGAUUCUGUCUUUCCAAGGUGAGGAAGAGAAGCUCCCAAAAGCUGCUUUGGACAGUGGGGAUGCUUGGAGUAAAUCCCUGUGGAAAAUUGUGAGGAACUGCAGGAAAGGGAUGUGGUCUCCUUGCAUCUCUGAGCCAGCUUCUCCUCUCGGAAGGGCUUUGUGAACACAGAGCUGUCUCUCUGUUCUCCCUGUGUUUCCUCUCCCUUGUGGAGUUUGUCCAUCCCUCCCCACUGAGCUGCUCUCAGCUCUCCCAGGCUCCAAACCCAUGGGCACUCAAGUUUCUUUUUCCCUGCAAAACUGAAUAAACUCCAGCUGAUUCUC
Serinus canaria (Common canary) is the source of this 2821-nucleotide messenger RNA. Its product is annotated as triggering receptor expressed on myeloid cells 2-like. Gene Ontology annotation, molecular function: signaling receptor activity. Gene Ontology annotation, cellular component: cell surface. NCBI's taxonomy places the organism in Eukaryota, Metazoa, Chordata, Aves, Passeriformes, Fringillidae. The record is from RefSeq and is a predicted model, not a curated record.